Saitoella complicata NRRL Y-17804 is the source of this 1168-nucleotide messenger RNA. Its product is annotated as AAA-domain-containing protein. Gene Ontology annotation, cellular component: cytoplasm. NCBI's taxonomy places the organism in Eukaryota, Fungi, Ascomycota, Saitoellomycetes, Saitoellales, Saitoellaceae. The transcript has a single exon. Gene Ontology annotation, molecular function: ATP binding; ATP hydrolysis activity. The record is from RefSeq and is a predicted model, not a curated record. The annotation marks the transcript as partial.
AUUGAUGAUAUCGAAAACCUGGCUUCCCGCACACAUGGAUACGUCGGUGCAGACCUCGCUGCUUUGACAAGAGACGCCGCAAUGAGAGCGAUCAAACGUGGAUUAUCGGAAGGCAUUGGGCAAGAUCAAAUGAGGAUCCGCAGAGACGACCUUGAAUCCGCUUUGACGACAGUCAGAGCAAGCGCUAUGAGGGAGAUCUUCCUGGAACCACCCAAAGUACGUUGGUCCGAUAUCGGCGGUCAAGAGUACGUGAAGCAGAAGUUGAGAGAAGCGGUGGAAUGGCCACUCACUCAUCCAGAUACUUUCAAACGUUUGGGUGUGACGGCUCCUAAGGGCGUGCUUUUGUACGGUCCCCCUGGAUGUUCGAAGACACUUACAGCUAAAGCCUUAGCUACGGAGGCUGGACUUAACUUUAUGGCCGUGAAGGGUCCGGAGAUUUUCAACAAAUACGUCGGUGAAUCUGAGCGUGCAAUCAGAGAGGUAUUCCGGAAGGCUAGGGCUGCUAGUCCCAGUAUUAUCUUCUUUGACGAAAUCGAUGCUAUCGCUUCGAGUCGAGGCGGCAGCGAAGGCUCGAGUGACCGAGUGCUGGCUGCUCUACUCAACGAACUGGAUGGUAUUGAAGCAUUGGUCAAUGUUACUAUCCUUGCCGCUACUAACCGACCAGACGUCAUCGAUGCUGCGCUUAUGAGGCCGGGUCGUCUGGAUCGUAUCAUCUACGUUGCACCGCCAGAUCUGGAUGCGCGUAAGCAAAUCUUGCAAAUCCAAAUUUCAAAGAUGUCGGUCGCUGGCGACAUCUCCAUCGAAGAGCUGGCAGACGCCACAGACGGCUGCUCUGGUGCGGAAAUCGCGGCCUUGUGCCAGAGAGCUGGUUUGAAGGCUAUGGAGGAUAACAUUGACGCGGAGAGAGUCGAGAAGAGGCAUUUUGAUGGCGCUGUCAGAAGCUUAGUGAAGAGGAUCACGCCGGAGGUACUGAAGCCCUAUGAGGAUUUUCGAAAUGGUAUCACUACCGGUGCUAGUUUAGAGAUAUGAUUAUGCAUUCGAAGCAUCGAAGAUACCCGCAUGACAGAAGCCAGCUGCUAGAAAGAUAGAUUUGCACAAAUUAAUCAUAGUCCUUGACCCUCUAAUACUUUUCAAGCAAUGCUCCAGUCCGGUAACUCGUAAUAACUUU